AAAAGCGCUAUAGUUUCCCCGCUCAAAGAGAGAGAAUUGUAGAGAGAGAAAAAAAAUCAGUCACAAUUCAUUCACACACGCUUUCACUCUCUCUUCCACUCAGAGAGGCCGCCGUUAAUUGGAUAAGCCUCCCCAACUCACCGCACCACCGCCGUCUCUCUCUAUCUCUCGGAAUGGCGCAUUCAUGUGUCUCUUCAUCUGUUGCAUUCAACUCAUCUUCACUUUCUCUCUCUUCUCCAAACCCUAGCUCCUCCUCCAAAACCUUCUCUCUCCCCUUGCAAUCCGUGCGUUCUAGGUAUGGAUUUUCCAGAAAAUUGAAUGAAUCUAGUCUCAAGAGCUCUUCGGUGCACGCUGUAUACGCUCCUGACUUUGGUGCACCAGGAAGGAACUCACGGAACGGUAUUUGGUCGGUUAGGGAUGAUUUGCAAACUCCGUCAUCGCCAUACUUUCCAGCAUAUGCACAAGCUUCACAGGGUCCGCCUCCAAUGAUGCAAGAGCGUUUUAUGAGUGUCAUCAGCCAACUUUUUCAAUAUAGGAUAAUCCGAUGUGGUGGAGCUGUAGAUGAUGAUAUGGCAAAUAUUAUUGUUGCCCAGUUGCUCUAUCUUGAUGCUGUGGAUCCUACAAAGGAUAUAGUGAUGUACGUGAACUCUCCAGGUGGAUCGGUUACUGCUGGUAUGGCUAUAUUUGACACAAUGAGGCAUAUCAGGCCUGAUGUUUCAACCGUUUGUGUUGGACUAGCAGCUAGUAUGGGAGCUUUUCUAUUGAGUGCUGGUACCAAAGGGAAAAGAUACAGCCUUCCCAAUUCAAGGAUAAUGAUCCAUCAGCCUCUUGGUGGAGCACAAGGUGGCCAGACUGACAUUGAUAUCCAGGCAAAUGAAAUGCUGCAUCACAAAGCAAAUUUAAAUGGUUACUUGGCUUACCACACCGGUCAAAGCCUGGAGAAGAUCAACCAAGACACCGACCGUGAUUUUUUCAUGAGUGCUAAAGAAGCCAAAGAGUAUGGGCUUAUAGACGGUGUUAUCAUGAAUCCUCUUAAAGCCCUACAGCCACUUGCAGCUGCAGCAGAACAAUUAUCUUGAAUAUUCAGUCUUUUUCAUGACUUACCUCUUUAUCCUAUUAAAUAAGAUCAUUUCGGUUCUGCUGAAAACUAGGUAAUUUAGAACCAUUGCUGUAAUAUGUAUGAUCUGUGUUCUUAUUCAGGAAACCUCAGAGUGCGUUUUAAAUUUUGAGUCUGAUGGACUUAUUGGUAUCCUGUUUCCUCUGUUAUAUGUAAUAUUGGUAUUAAAUUCUAGAGUUGGAUAUGUUUGCUUCUUUACCACCAUAUCUGAAAUCAACUUUU
Erythranthe guttata (spotted monkey flower) is the source of this 1339-nucleotide messenger RNA. It is a transcript of the gene CLPP5, whose product is annotated as nuclear encoded CLP protease 5. Gene Ontology annotation, molecular function: serine-type endopeptidase activity; ATP-dependent peptidase activity; ATPase binding. Gene Ontology annotation, cellular component: endopeptidase Clp complex. The record is from RefSeq and is a predicted model, not a curated record. Gene Ontology annotation, biological process: protein quality control for misfolded or incompletely synthesized proteins. Lineage: Eukaryota; Viridiplantae; Streptophyta; Magnoliopsida; Lamiales; Phrymaceae.